Messenger RNA from Penicillium samsonianum, 2319 nucleotides. RefSeq names its product E3 ubiquitin-protein ligase HRD1 (gene hrdA). Bases 1 to 2319 code for a protein of 772 amino acids. Gene Ontology annotation, cellular component: cytoplasm. The transcript is spliced from 4 exons. The record is from RefSeq and is a predicted model, not a curated record. NCBI's taxonomy places the organism in Eukaryota, Fungi, Ascomycota, Eurotiomycetes, Eurotiales, Aspergillaceae.
AUGAGACUGGCCGCGUAUACUGGGGCCUCAGUGGUCCUAGCCACUGGUGUUUUUCUAAAAGCUCUUCAUCAGAGGUCCAAUUUCUAUUCGGCAUGCGUCUAUCUCUCUCAGAGUAGUGCGAAUCUUAUGAUCCUCACGAAUUUAUGCCUUCUCGUCACCGGCUUUGUACUAUUCUGGCUCCAACGACUUCUUUAUGGACCCUUGCGACCAAUCGAGACCGAGCAACUAUACGAGCGGGCCUGGUUCGCCGUCACGGAGACAUGUUUGGCCAUGACCAUCUUCCGAGGCGAACUUGGAGGCUGGUUUCUGGUCAUGUUCAUUUCGCUACUAGUCGGCAAAGUCUGGGGCUGGAUUGGCGAAGGUCGCGUUGAGUUCUUAGAGCAACAGCCGCCGGCUAAUCCCCGGUUAUUCCAUACUCGACUGGCGAUAUCUCUCGUGCUGACGGUGGCAUUUGACUCAUUCAUGCUGCGGUACUGUGUGCACACCGUAAUUACGCUGGCACGGCCGGAUAUGAUGGUGAUGUUUGGAUUCGAAUUCGCCAUCUUGACGAUCCUCUCGACCUCCACCCUCCUGCGAUACGUUAUCGCGUUGACCGAGAUCUCCAUAACCCGCCAGCAGAUAAAGGCCAAGAUGCAGGAACGUCGGGAUGAGAUCCGUGUUGCACGUGUCGAGGCGAUUCGAGAACAUGCCCUCGCGGGAGCUACCUCACCUCCUGACAAUCUCCCUGACGAAAACGAUGUCAAUGAGAUGGACAUUGACGUGCCCGGGUGGGAGGAGAAGGGUCGUUGGGUCUUCUACUUGGAUCUUUUGACCGAUUUGUUGAAACUGGUGAUUUACUUGAGCUUCUUUGGUAUUCUGCUCACUUUCUAUGGCCUCCCCAUCCACAUUCUGCGGGACGUUGUUGUGACCAUCCGCUCAUUUGCCCGUCGCAUUAUGGACUUCAUGCGCUACCGAAAUGCGACAAGGGAUAUGAACCAGAGGUAUCCGGAUGCAACGGCAGAGGAAGUCUCCCGGGAAGAUGUCUGUAUCAUCUGCCGUGAGGAAAUGAUUCCAGUUCAACCGGCGCAGCCACAACCAGCGGCUAAUGCUGCUGGAGAGCCUGCACCACAGCCGGCCGCUGGAACACAGCGUGUUCCUGACCGUCUGCGUCCAAAGAAGCUCCCAUGUGGUCAUAUCUUGCACUUUUCGUGCCUCCGAAGCUGGCUUGAGAGGCAACAAAACUGCCCGACAUGCCGACGUCCUGUCAUCAUGCCCCAGCGAACUCGUGGAGCUGCCGGGGUUGGAGACAACGCUCGCGGAGGUCAGAAUGGUGGUAUCCAACCGGGCCAACAAGGUGCAGAUGCACAGCCACGUGCUCGGGUCUAUCAGUUUGGGCCCUUCCGUAUCGGCUUUGGAGCUGUGCGUGGAGAUUUAUUCAACAAUCUUCACCCACAAGGUCACCAAGGUAACGUGCCACAGCCUGGGGCAAACCCGCCUGCGAAUGCGCCUGGAGGACAAAUUGGGUUUGGCUUUGGGUUCGGGCGCCGUCCCCAAGCCCCCACCCCUUUGCUGCAGAUUGAGCAACGACUCAAUCAAGAGAUUGCUACUCUUCGAGCUGCCACGGAGCAUCUAAAUCACGUGCGCCAGCUUCGGGUGGAACUAGAGCGAUUGCUUGCUCAAGCGAGGGCUGUUAACCAACAGGCUGCCGGUCAACCAGGCCCGCUUCCCAACGUGACCCUAGGAUCUUCGGUCUUCACAACGGUCGACCAAUAUGGCGCAAACCCGGGCACUGAUGUUCUAAACGCUGGAGACCCUCGUCUACCGGAAGGGCUUACUCUUCCCCCUGGUUGGACCCUCCUCCCUCUGCAACGCGUGGAUAAUAGCACCAGCGGUGUUGAACAGACAGUACAGCCUACGUCUACCACUACAGAGACAACCCCAGCUGCGCCAGCUGUGGCCAGUGCUGUAACUUCUCAUGCCCCCACAUUCCCCGUGCCUGUUCAGGAUCAAACAAGCGGGAACGUCGGGCUAAAUGCACGCGGCACCACCAAUGCUGAAACCACUCCCAUAAAUGGGGCGCCUAGUCUACCGGUAUUGCAACCCACGCCCACCGUCCCUUCUGCGGAUCAUCGUGCAGAAUCGCCGUCUCAAGAAUGGACCGACGUUGGCCCUAGAGGGUCCUUCGAGGCCAGGCCAGCUUCCUCCAUUCCUACUACAUGGGGUAGCAAUGGGGAAUCUUCAAAUGGUGCUUCUGGUCAAGCUGAGACUCAUCCCGAGUCUGCAUCCAACGGCAAAAGCCGGACCGCAUCAGUUGAAGAAACGCCCGAUGAAGAAGCCUGA